AUGGAAGACGUGAAUUUACUAACCGUGCUAAAAGCCAAUUGCUUUUACCGUUGUUCAAAACGACAUGAUCACGUGGCCGAUUUUCUGCCUCCGAGCGAAUCAGAAUACAGAAAGGCUUUUGAUGGAAUAUUAGAAUUCUUCCGGGUGGCCAUAAGCCCGGUGAUGUACUUGACCCUAAACGAUGGGAAAAUUGUGCGGGAAGGGUGCCUGACAGGAGACAGUGCUUGUGCUAAGGUGUUUGGGGCCUUGCCCGCCACGUCAGCAGAUUUAUUCAAGCAGCUGUCUAGAAAGUCGCACGUGCUUCUCUACCCCGGUGGGAUACGGGAGGCCCUGCACAGGAAGGGAGAGAAGUACAGGCUGUUCUGGCCCGACGAGCCCAAAUUCGUACGCAUGGAAGCCAGAUUCCGGGCCAAGAUCGUGCCUUUUGGGGUCAUGGGUGAGGACGAUUUGGUCAAAUUGUUUAUCGAUUAUGAUAACCUGAUUAGAAUACCCUUUGCCAAGGAGAUGAUAAGGAGAACGAACAAGAACGUCGCCCGAAUUGGAGCACGGGAUGAGAAGAAGGGUGAGGUGUCGAAGGAAUUUUUCAUGCCGGGCUUCUACCCAAAGUUGGCUGGGCCGGUUUUAUUUUGUGUUCGGGAGGCCUAUGGAGAGGGAAGGCAGGGGGGAGUUGGUGAAAGAUAG
Striga hermonthica is the source of this 681-nucleotide messenger RNA. The record is from the annotation of a GenBank genome assembly. Lineage: Eukaryota; Viridiplantae; Streptophyta; Magnoliopsida; Lamiales; Orobanchaceae.